This is a messenger RNA of Plasmodium vivax (malaria parasite P. vivax), 1698 nucleotides long. RefSeq lists its product as hypothetical. Gene Ontology annotation, molecular function: structural constituent of ribosome; methyltransferase activity. Bases 1 to 1698 code for a protein of 565 amino acids. NCBI's taxonomy places the organism in Eukaryota, Apicomplexa, Aconoidasida, Haemosporida, Plasmodiidae. Gene Ontology annotation, biological process: translation. The transcript has a single exon. The record is from RefSeq and is a predicted model, not a curated record. Gene Ontology annotation, cellular component: mitochondrial small ribosomal subunit.
AUGGCCGCCCUGAGGGGGUUCAAGUUCGACAAACUCGCGGAGAGCCAAAGUCUAAGUGCGCAGGAGGUGGACCAGCUUGACCGAGUAAGCAUGGUGUCCUUAAAAACGUUAAAAAUACCUGAACAGGUCAGGCAAAAACUGCACAACUUGGCCAAGCAGUUUGUGAAGAAAAAGGAUUUGGAGAAACUGGGGAGGUACGUAAUGCAGAAGGUGACGAGCAGGAACUGCGUGGAGUUGCCUCGCAUUUUGCCCUCCAAGCUGUUGCACCAGUUGCUGGAGGAUGAAGAGGGUGAGGCGGGUGAAGCGGAUGAGGCGGACGAAGCAGAGGUAAAGGCAAAGGCACAGCGCAAAGUGGGUGAAACAAAACGGGGAAGGAACAAACUGAGCAACCUCCUUGAAAAGAAGUCCUACCAAUGCCUGAGGCAACAUCUGGGAGAGUACCAAAACAAGUGGAAGGACGUGGAGCAGAUGGCGUUGGCGCACGCGGAGGAUGCGAGGCACAUAGGAAGGAGCACCUCCCCCGCGAGGAUGACCUUCUUCCCCGAGUCGUCCAUCGCCUACACGCUGCACAACUUUAACGCGCACUACGGCGUCAUGUACAGAGUCCUGCACGAGAUCCGCACCCGGGUCCCAUCGUUUGUGCCCGAGCGGGUGUUGGUUUGCUCGGGCGUGCCCGCCGUUGCGGUGGUGGCGCUGAACGAGCUGUACCCCACGAAGAGCAGCGAAAGUAGCGGCAACAACAGCGGAAGCAACUACUCCCGCCUUGGCCGCCUUAUCGUGGCGGUGGAGGCCUCCGACUCGUUCGAAGCAAUUUCCAAGUACCUCACGGAGUCCAUCCCCCACGUGGCCCACCAGAUGAACCUCUACAGCAGUAGCCUAGAGGAGCACCACCUCAUCAUCACUUCACACGUGCUGCUAACGCUCUACGAUUACAGCGCAAGAAAUUUGUAUAUAAAGAACAUGUGGGACAGAUUAUCCGUCGGGGGGAUCCUCAUCGUUGUGGAGAGCGGCACGCCCACUGGGUUCCGGAUGAUUCACUCGAUAAGAGAGCUUUUCAUAACCGAACUGAAACACAACAGGUUUCACUUCAUCGCCCCUUGUCCGCACGAAAGCAUUUGCCCACUAGCCUUAACGGGGAAGGACUGGUGCCACUUCUCUCAGAGAAUACACAGACUCUCUCACCACAUCUAUUGCAAAGGUAGUCGAGCGAAAAAUGUGGACGAGUUAAAAUAUUCCUAUCUUGUUAUUCGUAAAUGUGAAGGCCCCAGAACAACUUACCCGUCUGAAGGGGAUGCCUUAACAGCUCAGGAGAAAUCCUUCUUCUGGCCUCGGGUCGUUCUCCCCACCAUCAAGUCAGGCAAGCAUGUCCUCAUCGACGUGUGCUCAAGACCUCAUAACUUCGAGCGACUUGUGGUUACGAAAAGUGCUUCCCUAAUUCCAAAUUUAAGAACGAAAAGUGGUACCAUCCUUAAGGGCUAUGGGUAUAAAAGUGCCAGGAAGUUACUUUGGGGGGACCUCUUCCGCUUCACCAAGAGGAUUAGCCGCCCCGACGCCAGACUCUACACCCCCGAAAGUACAAAGCAGCACCUCUACCGGUUGCACAACAGAAACAAGCGCCGCCAAAAUGUGGCGGACGUGGUUGACCGCCAGUCGCGCGAGCAUUUCGACUCCCGCGCGGUGCAGUACUACGGCUCCUGA